AUGUUGAAUGUCAAACCAAACCAGAAUCUAAUCAUUGACCUUGAUUCUUCUUGUUACAAUGCUCUAAUCAGAAUUUUGAUCAAGUGUUUAAAGUUCUCACCAUUGAUGAAAGCUAUAACAAUGUCUGAAGAUGUUCCUCUUGUUCAUCUCUCCAAAGAUUUCUCCACUGCGAUCUACAAGAUUGAAGAUAUCAUCAAUUUUGAAGUUUUAAACCGCAACACCUCGAUCUUGAAGCCUAAUUUCUACAAACUUCUAGCGCUUGUUACGCCUAAAGUCAGUAUUGAUCCUGAAUCAAUUCCUACCACAUACUUGAUCGAGAUGUUCUUUCAAAUGGGCUACACUGGUGAUAUCUCUUUACCGUCGUACUUCAGGAAUUUAUUCUUACCUCCAAUGUGGAAUGGAUUAUUUACUCUCUUGUUCAAAAGCUUUUCAGAAAAGGUUUUAGGUUCUGACAGUGCAAGCAUGUUUUUCUACACUUUGAUCUCUGGGUUAUAUCAUGCUAUCAAAUUGGAUUUUGGGUAUGUUAUUUGGGCACAAUUUGGUCAAGGCACGAGUUCAUCCAGACGAAACCCAAAAAUUUCUUUUGCUGAUUUCUGGUCAAAUGUUGUGAACAGGUCCCUUAUUCACUUCAUGGUUCCUCAGAUGCAACAUUAUCUAAUGACUGAAAUUCUGAUGCUACAGACCACUAGAUUUGUGAUGUUGGAUCCCAGGAAUUUUGAGUUCUUUGGAUCUAUUCCUGAAGUACUAUUGGAAAAGUGCCAUUGGAAAAUGCCAUUGGAAAAUGCCAUCUUCAGGGAUUAUAAAAAAAUACCCUCUUUUGGUAAAAGGAAAGACAAGGCUACUCCUUUUGGGGGAAUGAAAGUCAUGAAGAAAUCAAAAAAUCCAGUUCCAAAACCACAGUCUCCCUCUCCGGUGCUUCAAUAUCAAUCCAAAGAACUCACUUCAAUUUGUCCACUCGUUUGUGGAUGA
Lactuca saligna is the source of this 969-nucleotide messenger RNA. The record is from the annotation of a GenBank genome assembly. NCBI's taxonomy places the organism in Eukaryota, Viridiplantae, Streptophyta, Magnoliopsida, Asterales, Asteraceae.